AUGGUCGAUAAGAAUGCCUUGACGAUCGGCUGCCACGCCAAAAUCGAAGGCAUCAACACAUCCUAUGGAUAUGUACCGCAUCUGGCCCCGGGAAUUGCCUUUUGUGUUCUGUUUGGCCUCUCGAUGAUUGUGCAUACCGUCCAAUUCUGCUGGAAGCGACAAUGGUGGUGUGUAGUGUUUAGUAUUGGAUGCAUGGUGGAAUUAAUCGGGUGGGCUGGUCGAACCUGGUCGCAUGAUUGUCCAUACAACGGUACUGCCUUCUUGAUGCAGAUUUCCACUCUCAUUAUUGCCCCGACUUUCUUCACUGCCGGCAUCUACGUUCUCCUCGGCCGAUUCAUCCAAAUCCUGGGCCCCCAGUCCUCCAUUCUCAAACCAAGCCUGUACCUCUGGAUCUUCUGCACAUGCGACGUUAUCUCACUUGUUGUGCAAGCGGUUGGAGGUGGCAUGGCCUCAAUUGCAGUAAACAAGGUCAAUGGCGACACCGCACCCGGUACACAUACCAUGGUGGCCGGUAUCGUGUUCCAGUUGUUCUCCAUCACCAUCUUCGUCUUCUGCGCCGCAGACUUCAUUCGCCGUUCCCUGCGUCACAAUCUUCUCCAGCAUAUGACUGGCUCCAUUCUCCCGCUGCUGUAUGCUAUGAUUUUCUCCGUCCUGUGCAUCUACGUUCGGAGCAUCUACCGUACGAUCGAGCUGUCGCAGGGCUGGACGGGGUACCUGAUUACUCACGAGAAAUACUUCAUUGCGAUGGAUGGUGCGAUGAUGAUCGCAGCUGUUGCGGUUUUCAACUUUGUGCACCCUGGUUGGUUACUGCCUCGGGAUGAUGUUAAACGACCGAUUUCCACGGAUGAAGUUGAGAUGAACCCUGCAUCGGAGAACUACUAG
Molecule: messenger RNA, 882 nt
Organism: Penicillium longicatenatum
Lineage: Eukaryota; Fungi; Ascomycota; Eurotiomycetes; Eurotiales; Aspergillaceae
Product: RTA1 domain-containing protein
Exons: 3
Coding region: 1-882 (293 amino acids)
Cellular component (GO): plasma membrane; fungal-type vacuole
Source: RefSeq, a predicted model, not a curated record